This is a messenger RNA of Rodentolepis nana, 3354 nucleotides long. Lineage: Eukaryota; Metazoa; Platyhelminthes; Cestoda; Cyclophyllidea; Hymenolepididae. The record is from the annotation of a GenBank genome assembly.
AUGAUCAAUAUCUUGGAAAAUAUAUUAUUUGUGACUGAAAAUUUUUCAACCAAUUUCGGUAAAAAGAAUAUCAAUGCUUUUGCUGCUAAUCCACAUGAGUCCAAAAUAAAGUGCCUUUAUCUUUCCAAAUCUGAUAAGAGACAAAAAUUGGGGACCUUCUUGGGCGUCUUCCUACCAUGCAUUCAAAAUAUUUUUGGUGUUCUGCUCUUUGUUCGUAUGCCAUGGAUUGCUGGAGUGGCCGGUGGUUUGCAGUUCUUUCUAAUGGUCGGAUUCUGUUGUCUUUGUACUACAAUCACAACUUUGAGUAUGUCUGCAAUUGCCACAAAUGGCAAAGUGCCAGCUGGGGGGUCAUAUUUCAUGAUAUCACGAUCCAUCGGACCAGAGUUUGGUGGUGCUGUAGGGAUUCUCUUUUAUCUCGGUACUUCGAUGGCUGCUGCGAUGUACCUCGUCGGAUCGGUAGAGGUCUUUCUGAAAUAUGUAUGUCCUCAAGCCUCCCUUUUCGGCGAUGUAAGUGACAGCGCUUCUUUGUUCAACAAUACCCGUGUAUACGGUACUAUUUUGACCUUCCUUGUAAUGAUCUGCGUCUUCAUUGGCAUCCGCUUUGUCAGCAAGUUCUCAGUGCUCAGCUUGGCUGCUGUACUCCUCUCCAUCUUCUGUAUCUACAUUGGAAUCUUUACUGCCAGCCCUGCGCGAAGUCCAUAUGUAUGCGCUCUUGGUGAAAGGUUGAUAGCCAAGGCGUUAAUUAUGGAGAAUGGGACAAUGCAAUGCCACAAGAACAUAUCUGGCCCCCUUUACAAACUCUACUGUGGGCAGAAUCAAUCCUCAGAAGCCUGUGCAUUCUUCCAAAAUAGCAACACAUCUGAAUUCCCUGCCAUUCCAGGCCUUGCUUCAAAUCUAUUUUAUGAAAACGUGCUUGCUUCGUACUAUCGUGAAAUGGGUCAGUCAUAUGACAACAUUAGUUUUCCACCAAGCUCCGAGUACGGACAAGCAUCUAGCAUUGCGGAUAUUACUACGAGCUUCUUCAUCUUGAUUGCAAUCUUCUUCCCUUCUGUUACAGGUUUGAUGGCUGGUUCAAAUCGAUCAGGAGAUCUGGCAAAUCCCCAAUUCUCCAUCCCUGUUGGGACUAUUUGCGCUGUUUUGGUCACUAAUAUGUCAACGACGUUAUUAUUCUCGGCUGUUGCUGACGGUCGCGUUCUUCGAGAUAAAUUUGGUGAAUCUAUGGGAGGCGAAAUGCUUGUUGCUGCACUUGCUUGGCCUCAUUUCUGGGUCAUUCGAAUUGGUACGCUGUUAGCAAGUAUUGGAGCUGGCCUUCAGUGUCUUACAGGUGCACCACGUUUGUUGCAGGCAAUUGCUCAGGAUGAGGUGAUUUCCUUUCUCUCUGUCUUUAAGGUGGUGACCAGACGAGGUGAACCUCUACGUGCACAACUCCUCACAUACGCUAUAAGUCAAGGCGCCGUUCUGAUUGCCUCCAUCGAUUCUAUCACUCCGCUGAUUACCAUGUUCUUCCUUCUGUGUUACGGAUUUGUAAAUCUUGCUACAGCCCUGAAUGGAUACUUGAAGGAACCAAGUUGGAGACCGCGAUUUAAGUUGUUAUCCAGUAUCGGGGUCUGUAUCUGCUUGAUGCUAAUGUUCAUUUCCAGCUGGUACUACGCCCUGGUUGCCUUGGCCAUCGCUGGAGGAAUCUACAAGUACAUUGAAUACAAGGGAGCUUCAAAGGAAUGGGGUGAUGCAACUCGUGGUCUGCAGUUUACAACAGCGACUAGAGCUAUUCUGGCUCUGGGAACCAAACCCAUCCACACUAAGAACUGGCGUCCUCAACUUCUUGUCUACGUUCCUGUGAAAAACGACCUCUCUGUUGGUGAAAAUAACCUCUUCCAUUUCGUCCGACAACUCAAAGCUGGAAAAGGUCUAACCAUUAUAACCUCCAUUCUCGAAGGUGAUAUUUGUGAUAGAAAGGAAGAUGUUGAAUUCGUAAAAACGCAGUUAGAUGAACAACUGUUGCAAUGCCGUGUCAAGGGUCUGGCUAGCGUUAUUGUUGCCCAAUCUGUUGCUGAGGGAAUGAAAAAUAUGGUUCAGUCGGCUGGUUUGGGAAAUUUGCGCCACAAUACGAUUCUUCUCACUUAUCCUGAGAACUGGAGAGAAUUGAAUACCAAGGAUAAUACUAUUUUGCUUCAACUCACGUCUAUUCUACGAACAGCCCAAGCCUGUAGUUUGGCCAUUCUGAUGCCGCGUUUCAUAGACGCCUUUCCGCAAUCCAAAGAUGCUGCUCUCACCGGCACUGUUGAUCUCUGGUUUAUCGUUCACGAUGGUGGCAUUCUACUGUUGACCGCCUAUCUUCUUUUGAGAAAUAGGGUGUGGUGUAAAUGUCGUCUACGUGUCUUUGUGGUCACUGGCGAACCUGAUACAAAUGGCGAAUUAAAGAGGGUUAUGACUCGUUUUGUCUACGACCUACGAAUCUCAGCUGAAGUUGAAAUUGUUGAGAUGUCCAAAUCGGAUAUAUCUGCUUAUGCGAAUCAGCGGACGGUCGCUGCAGAUCAAAGGCGUGAAUUGCUGAAGGAAAUGAAAUGUCAGGAUGUUGCCGCAAAGACUGACCUGCAAACCGUGAUAGAUGAGCACUUUGUGGGUGUACGGGAAUCUGUUGACGGUGAAAUUCCUCCCAAGCAAGUUAAAAAGAACUCCAUAUUUAAAGUUCGUAUCAGCAGCGCAGGUCAUGAUUCCAAUGCUCCAUCUACUGAACGAAGAGACUCCAAGGCAAAGAUUGAUACCCAUCUGUUGAGCCCUGUGAAGGAAACUAAAUUCGACGUAGUUGAACCUGACACGAAACCGAGCGGAGAUAAUGAUAGAAGGGACGAUGAAAUCGCUAAACAGGAUAAGGAGGAGAAAGGAGAUGGAAAGGAGGAUGAUGAAGAAAAGAAGAGUGUAAAUCAGCACAGUGUAGCCUUUGUGGAGGGGGUUGAAGGAAAGAAGAAAAUAGAAUCUGAUGAUGAUGGGAAUUCAUCUGAAAGUAGCGAUAAGGUCAAUCAACGUCUCAAUGAAUACACUUUCUCUCCAACAGCGCUUCGCGAUGUUUUAGCUAAUGAAGAAAAGCUUCCAAAUGCCGAAGGGUCUCCAGUACCACCGGAAAAAAUGACAUCUUCGCCACGUCGUUUACAUAGUGCAAAACGACUCAACGAAUUGAUUGUAGAGCGUUCUGCGGAUGCAGCAGCUGUUUUAAUUAACCUUCCUGCAUUACCCAAGAGUCCAGGAUCUGAAUUCUACUACAUGGAGUAUGUAGAAACGCUAACAAAUGGUCUGAAACGAGUUGUUCUAAUCCGCGGUUCAGGACGAGAAGUUGUUACAGCCUUUGCUGAAUAG